AUGAUUGAAACACUUGUAACUACUGAAGCUCAGGAACUGCUGUACCAGCUCACAGCCCUGUUGGAACAGGAGUUAAGAUGUCAGCCAAAGGCCUCUGGCCUGAGACUGAUUGAGUCUGCUCAUGAUAAUGGCCUCCGGAUGACUGCAAGGCUGCGAGACUUCGAAGUGAAAGAUCUCCUCAGCUUAACUCAAUUCUUUGGCUUCCAUACAGAGACGUUUUCACUAGCUGUGAAUUUCUUAGACAGAUUCUUGUCAAAAAUGAAGGUACAGCCUAAACACUUGGGCUGUGUUGGGCUCAGCUGCUUCUACUUGGCUGUGAAGGCAGCAGAAGAAGAGAGAAACGUUCCCUUAGCCACUGACUUAAUUCGAAUAAGCCAGUAUAGGUUCACUGUUUCCGAUAUGAUGAGAAUGGAGAAAAUCGUAUUGGAGAAGUUGUGUUGGAAAGUCAAAGCUACAACAGCCUUCCAAUUUCUACAACUAUAUCAUUCACUCAUUCAUGAAAAUUUAAGCUGUGAAAGGAGAAAAUACCUUAAUUUUGAGAGACUUGAGACCCAGCUUAAGGCAUGUCACUGCAGAAUCAUGUUUUCUAAAGCCAAGCCUUCUGUCUUGGCACUGGCUAUUAUGGCACUAGAAAUAGAAGAGCAAAAACUGCUGGAAUUGACAGAGGCAUUGGAAUUUCUGCAGUUGCAUUCCAAGAUAAACAACAGAGAUUUGACCUUCUGGAAGGAACUGGUGUUGAAGUGCCUUACAGAAUAUGCUUCGAGCAAAUGUUCCAAACCAAAUGUCCAGAAAUUAAAAUGGAUUGUGUCUGGACGUACAGCGCGGCAGCUCAAACAUAGCUACUACAGAAUAACACACCUUCCUACAAUUCCAGAGACCAGCUCAUAA
Messenger RNA from Tauraco erythrolophus (red-crested turaco), 888 nucleotides. The record is from RefSeq and is a predicted model, not a curated record. Lineage: Eukaryota; Metazoa; Chordata; Aves; Musophagiformes; Musophagidae.